This is a messenger RNA of Rhinolophus ferrumequinum (greater horseshoe bat), 1300 nucleotides long. RefSeq names its product lysine-rich coiled-coil protein 1-like. The record is from RefSeq and is a predicted model, not a curated record. The transcript has a single exon. Lineage: Eukaryota; Metazoa; Chordata; Mammalia; Chiroptera; Rhinolophidae. Bases 299 to 1063 code for a protein of 254 amino acids.
UCCGCCUCCUCCUUCCACCUCGCCUGCUCGGCGGCGGAGGCGGCGUUGGCGGCAGCGGGUGUCCCUGCCUCUCCGCCACCUCCACCUCGGCCUUACCCCAGGCCGGCGGCGUUGGCGGGGAGGGGGACAGUAGUUGUAGACGCCCGCCCCUGCCUCAAAGAAGCUCCCCAGUUGUUGCACAGUCUCACUAUUUGGGUAAAGUCUGUGCUAAGAAACUGAAGCAAUUAACGGGUGAAUAUGAUCAGAUUUCUUCACCAAGUUCUCAGCCUGAUAAGGAGAAUCCCUUGUUGUCAGCCUAAUGAAGCAUUCAAAGACAUACGACUCUUUUCAAGAUGAACUUGAAGAUUAUAUCAAAGUGCAAAAAGCCAGAGGCUUAGAACCAAAGACUUGUUUCAGACAAAUGAGAGAGGACUAUUUGGAAACCUGGAGGUACAAAGAAGAAUUUGAUUCCAGACCCAGGUAUAGAAUGUUUGAUCAAAGAUUCCCAACUGAAACCAUCCAGACCUACUCAAGAACAUGCAAUAUUUCACAAGCAGUGGAAAACCAGUUCCCUCAGUGGCUACCAGCUCAUUACAAUAGGCAAAGACAAGACUCCCUGAGCUACUGUCAAUUCACCAGGGAUCGUUUCUCAGAAAAACCAGUACCCCUGAACCUUAGUCAGCAAGAGUAUAAUUAUAGCUCAUACAGUGUAGAGCCUGGAGUUUAUAAGCACCUCUCCUCAGAAAACACCACCAGUGCCCAUCCAGCCGCUCAUAAACAGAUACAUCGGAAGAGAAAAAGGCACGUAGAAGAAGGCAGAGAAAAAACAGAGGAGAAGAGGCCCAAGCAUAAGAGGAAAAAAGGUUGGGAUAAAACAGAUUUAGACAAGAGCCUCCAAAGAAACAAAACAGAGGUAGAAACAGUCAGGAUCAGUACAAAAAAGCUUAAGAAUCAAAAGGAGAAAAAAAGCCGAGAUGUCACCUCUAAGAAAGAGGAACAUAAGGGUAGAAAAGAAAAAAAGGAGCAAGGCAAAGAAAGGACAGAGGAGGAAAUGCUUUGGGACCAGUCUAUCCUUGGAUUUUGAAGCUCUUGAGUUGAUUCUCCUGAGGAUAAAUUGAAAAAAUAGUUGAGGAGAAGCUUGGUUUUAUGAUGUCCAUGUUCAUACCACUUUUCUCGUGUAAACAGGCACUUUAGCUUGUAGCGAAGGCCAAGGGAACAGAAAGUAUUUAUUUAGUAUGCUUGAUCUCCAACAUGGAAAUUACUUUGCCUCAUUUUCUAAAAGUAUUAUUGCAUUUUUUAUGUAAAAUGUAAUUUCCUUUAA